Molecule: messenger RNA, 2117 nt
Organism: Scatophagus argus
Lineage: Eukaryota; Metazoa; Chordata; Actinopteri; Scatophagidae
Gene: flad1
Product: flavin adenine dinucleotide synthetase 1
Exons: 11
Coding region: 278-1861 (527 amino acids)
Biological process (GO): FAD biosynthetic process
Molecular function (GO): FMN adenylyltransferase activity
Source: RefSeq, a predicted model, not a curated record
UCUGCUUUUCAAGCAACAUGUAACGUUAGACAAUAGCUUGGAUGUCUAAUAUGAAGUUUUAUCAUCAAUGUUAUUGAGGGCUAUGAAUCACUAAGCAAAUGUUUGACUUUUUUCCCGCAGUGAUAAAUGAAUUGUAGUUAUACAAGUACAAUAUGUCAGCCUGUUUCAACUUGCGCUAUUCAACUUCAACUCCAAGGAAAAACAUAUGACAUUUCCUGAUAGAAGAUGAGGUCCUGAAUGGUAAUGAAACACUCUGGAUGCUCCACAUGGAUUCUUCAUGUUGACCCUUGCUUUUCCCAUGCUGAAUAGAGCAGGGGUGCGUGUGAGGAGACUGGCGGCUCAAUUCUGUGAAGCAAGCAUGUCUACAGACCACCACGUCUCCAGUCCGUCCUCUGCAGCCAACGGGGAAGCUCCCACUGCAGCCAUUCUCAUCAUUGGAGAUGAGAUACUCAAGGGUCACACAGAGGACACCAACAGCACCUUUCUGACACGAGCUCUAAGGAAGCUUGGAGUGUCUGUGCAGCGCAUAACAGUCAUACCAGAUAUGCAGGAGGUCAUUGCCAAGGAAGUAGCCCUCCUUUCACCUCAGUAUACACACCUCAUCACCUCUGGUGGCAUAGGACCUACCCAUGAUGAUGUCACCUUUGAGAGCAUCGCCAUAGCGUUCCAGGAGGAGUUAUAUCCCCACCCUGAGCUCACACAGUUGGUUGAGGAAUUUUUUGGGGUGGUGGAUAAGAACAGUGCUGCGAUGAAGCUGGCAAUGGUGCCUCGCUCAGCCAAACUCAACUAUGGAACUGACCCUCAGACUGGACAACGGCUUCGCUAUCCACUGGUCAGUGUGCACAAUGUGUUUAUCUUUCCUGGAAUCCCUUCUCUGAUGGAGAGGGCCUUCAAUGGCCUGGAGCACCUCUUUGCUGGCUCUGGGACCACAUUUCACUCUCGCGAGGUGUUUGUGGAUGCAGAUGAAGCAGAGAUUGCCCCUGUGCUGACCAAACUGCAAGCAAGUUGGAGCCGGAAGGUGGCUCUGGGCUCCUACCCCAACUGGCUGAGCAACUAUCACAGAGUCAGGCUGGUCCUGGACUCAGACAGCCAGGAGGAGGUGGACAGAGCCCGGGCACAGCUACUAGAUGAGCUGCCCAAAGGCAGUGUGGUGCCUUUAGUGACUGACCCGGUGUCCAUUGCCACCGCUGAGGUGUACACACUGGCCAAUAGUGGCACACCAUUGGGUGAGAAAGUUAUGUCUGCACUGAAAACGGUCGAAGCUGCACUGGAUCAGUAUUCAAUGGAAGAAGUCUGUGUCGGCUUCAAUGGGGGCAAAGACUGCACGGCUCUGCUGCAUCUCUACUAUGCUGCACUGAAACGGCGAUAUCCAGAAGGUAAAGACAAGGUGAAAGCUUUGUAUAUCCGCAUUGUCUCUCCAUUCCCAGAAAUGGAGAGAUUCCUUCAGGACACGAUAAAAAGAUAUGACCUGGACCUGUUCUCCGUGGAGGGCAGCAUACGGCAGGCGCUGAGCGAGGUGCAGGAGAGGAGGCCGGAGCUGAAAGCCGUGCUGAUGGGGACGAGGAGGACUGACCCGUACUCACACAUACUCACCCCCAUGUGUCCCACUGACCCUGGCUGGCCAGACUACAUGAGAGUCAACCCAUUACUCGACUGGACAUAUCAUGACAUCUGGUCAUUCCUGAGGACAUUAUACGUGCCCUACUGUAUCCUGUAUGAUAAGGGGUACACUUCACUGGGGAGCAUGGACAACACCUGUCGAAACGCGGCCCUGCAGGUGGUGGACGGGAGGGGGGUGACGCGAUACAAGCCAGCCUACCUCCUGGAGAAUGAAGAAGAGGAACGAAACUCUCGCGCCUGAUGUAGCCAGUCUCUUCGUGUCACCUGUUACUGAUGGUGCCAGAUUUUCAUACCUCAGAUUGCCCCCCCCCCCUCACACACACACAUAUUUGGAAACCAUAGCACAGAUAUUUUUAUCAAGUCUCCAUGUGAAUAUUUGCAGAAUGAGAUUGUGAAGGCAGUGUGUGUGUGUGUGCUAUUUGUUUAUACAUGUGAGUCUUGGUCUAAAGUAAUGGCUCUCUGCGCUGUUGAAUAAAACAUCAGUCUGUGUCAUGUUU